AUGGAGAAGAUUUACCUGAAGGUGUUCGAACUGACCGGGUUGAAAGAAGACGAUACAGGAAAAUACUACAUAAAAGUGUAUUGGAAAAACAAAAAGUACAAAACGGCAGUGCAGGAAGAUGGGUGCUAUUUUUUCAACGAAGUUUUCCUCAUACCGGUAGAGCACGUAGUGGAUGAAAAGAACGAAAUCUUGUCCAUCGAAGUGUGGCUUAGCUCAUUAUUUAAUACGAAAGUUGCCUAUACUUUUUUUACGUUAGAUUUUAUGAAAAAGGAAAAAACAGUGAAGCAAAAAGUGCAGCUAAUUGACAUAUUAAAAAGCUGUACUCUGGAGUUGUCUGUAAAUAUAGUACGAGACCAAAUGGAUGUAACUUUUUUUAACGUUAAAGAAAUAUAUCUACAUAAGACGGAUAAAGAGAUAAAGGAUGCCAUUUCGAUGCAUCGAACUGAAUCGGAAGUUCUUCGACUGUUCCGAAAUGAAUACGCUCGCAAAAUUAGUUCACCUCCCCUAACGAUGCCUGCACAUGGAAAUCAAUGGACAGGACAGGGUGCACCUUCCACGAACCAAUGGGAAGGACAAAUUGUACAUUCCACGAAUCGGUACCUUCAAAGGGAUAAUCUUCCAAAGGAGAACAUGCACUCUCCCAAUGAGAAAGAAUCAUAUGCGUACGCGGCAAAUCCCUAUGUACCCAUGACCCCCGCGACGGGUUUGACGAAUAGUCACUACCACUACAAUCCCGCGGUUCAACAAAAUGAAUUAACCUCUGCAGGUGGCAAAAUCCCCGUUUCUGUGCCCAGUCAGUUGAAUAGUGGGGCUGUUCUGGCCAAUCAUUCUGCACAUCAUGCAGGUAUGAAUAUCAACACGGACAGAGGUAAUCCCAGCGAGAAAUAUGGCCUGUAUAACCCUCAUAUGGUUGAUAGUUUUUACGGAGGGGGGAAUCACACAAACCAAGUUACCUACCAUAAUGGCAUGUACAACGUUGGUGCAGCGUCACCCUACUCAGAUAAAAUCCUGUACCGCUCAUCUAGAAACAAAAAAAAAGCACUACUCAUCGGAAUAAACUAUUACGGUUCUAAGGAAGAAUUAAGUGGUUGUACAAAUGACACUGUUCGAAUGAUGAACCUGCUAAUUUCAAAAUAUAAUUUUCACGAUUCUCCAACAAGCAUGGUUAGAUUAAUUGACAACGAAAGCAACCCUAAUUAUAGACCUACCAGAAAAAAUAUUUUGUCCGCCCUGACUUGGCUCACCAAGGAUAAUGAGCCUGGAGAUGUUUUUUUUUUUCUAUACUCUGGACAUGGGUCUCAACAAAAGGAUUACACAUACUUGGAAGAUGAUGGAUAUAAUGAGACCAUCCUUCCUUGUGAUCAUAAAACGGAGGGGCAAAUUAUCGAUGAUGAGUUGCACAGGUUCUUGGUUCAACCUCUGAACGAUGGUGUUAAAUUAAUAGCGAUUAUGGACUGCUGUAAUGCGGGUAGUUGUAUCGAUCUGGCUUAUAAGUAUAAACUAAAAUCGAGGAAAUGGAAGGAGGUAAAAAACCCCUUCCAUGUGGUUUGCGAUGUUAGCCAAUUUAGUGGGUGCAAGGAUAUGGAGUUUUCGCACGAAAUUGACACAGGGAGGCAUGCCCCCGGGGGGGCACUCAUCACAGCGAUGAUACAUGUUUUGGGGGCAAGCGAGGCAACACAGAGACCAACACGUGGGACCGAUUCACUCACUUACGACCACCUACUGCAAAACGUGAGCAGCUACAUCCAGAGUUAUCACGACCAGAAAAUUGUUUUCAUGGCUUCUCAAAAAUUCGACCUUAAUCGCGUUUUCGACUUUGAUCACAUCCUCAAAAAUAAAAAUGGCAAUUUAGGGCAAAAUGUGAACAAACUCGUUCACAAAAAUAAGAAGACCAAGAAGAACAAACACGAAUUCUUCUCCUUCUUCUGA
This is a messenger RNA of Plasmodium knowlesi strain H, 1929 nucleotides long. RefSeq names its product metacaspase-1, putative. NCBI's taxonomy places the organism in Eukaryota, Apicomplexa, Aconoidasida, Haemosporida, Plasmodiidae. Bases 1 to 1929 code for a protein of 642 amino acids. Gene Ontology annotation, biological process: proteolysis. The transcript has a single exon. The record is from RefSeq and is a predicted model, not a curated record. Gene Ontology annotation, molecular function: cysteine-type endopeptidase activity.